Messenger RNA from Micropterus dolomieu (smallmouth bass), 1078 nucleotides. RefSeq names its product galactose-specific lectin nattectin-like. Gene Ontology annotation, molecular function: signaling receptor activity. The record is from RefSeq and is a predicted model, not a curated record. The transcript is spliced from 6 exons. Bases 126 to 809 code for a protein of 227 amino acids. NCBI's taxonomy places the organism in Eukaryota, Metazoa, Chordata, Actinopteri, Centrarchiformes, Centrarchidae.
GGAAUAAUGACGCAGGAGAAAGGUCAGUGAUGAGGAUUUAAGGCGGACAGGCAGCAGAGACAUCCUCAACACACCUGCUGAUCCUGAAACAACCACACUCCCACUUCAUCUCCAUCAUCAUCACCAUGAAGUCGCUCAGUGUAUUUCUCACAUUCUGCACCCUUCUGAGCCUGAGCCGAGCCAACCACCUGUUCAACGGCAGCAAGGACGAUGGCCUCUGCGAGCAUGUGAGGGAGCACAGCCAAGACAGCCACAUUGGAGAGUUUGUCCCACAGUGCAACGACGACGGGAAUUUUCUCCCGCAGCAGUGCUCAGGGUCGACUGGGUACUGCUGGUGCGUCAAUGUCUUCACCGGAGAGGAGAUACCAGACACGAAGACACCACCAGGGAGCACACCUGUUGACUGUGACGAUGAAUUCUACUGUCCCAAGGGCUGGACCCGGUUUGGCAAACAGUGUUUCAUCUUCAUCGACAGCGAGAAGACAUGGCCUGAAGCCGAGAGUUACUGUCUGUUUGAAGACGCCAACCUGGCAUCAAUCCACAGCGCUGAGGAGAAUCACUUCGUCCAGGCUUUGACCAGAGGAGACUCCCACGAGUUCCCUGAAACCUGGAUCGGUGGCUUUGAUGCCAUACCUGAUGCUUUUUGGAUGUGGAGUGAUGGCUCCAAAUUUAACUAUGAGAACUGGGCCGAGGAGGAUGAAAAGGAGGAAAAUGAGCACUGUCUGAAGAUGAAUUAUGAAGAAGAUUUGAAGUGGGAACCUGAGUCAUGCAAUGAUACACUUCCAUUUGUUUGUGCCAAGAGGAUCUGAACUCAGACCCACCAAUCAAAAACCAUCUGACAUGGACGCAACUGACAGGGUCCACAUGUUGGAUCCAACAGUUGGAGUAAUGUUUUCUCUCCAAAAUCUGUUCUUGUCCUUGUUUUCUGUCCUUGUCUUUCAUUAAUGGAUGUGAUACACAUGUCGCUUUUUGAAAUAAGUUUUGUUUGCAAACUGUGUCAACCCAAGAUAUGGUUCUGGUCUGGCUAAUCCAACUGCACUGAUUCAGUCCAGAUCCAUCCAUCUGAAUUCACUGUUGG